Molecule: messenger RNA, 3429 nt
Organism: Prionailurus viverrinus (fishing cat)
Lineage: Eukaryota; Metazoa; Chordata; Mammalia; Carnivora; Felidae
Gene: ALDH3A2
Product: aldehyde dehydrogenase 3 family member A2
Exons: 12
Coding region: 148-1668 (506 amino acids)
Biological process (GO): aldehyde metabolic process
Cellular component (GO): cytoplasm
Molecular function (GO): aldehyde dehydrogenase (NAD+) activity
Source: RefSeq, a predicted model, not a curated record
AGGUCACGUGGGGCGCGUCGGCCAAUCGGCGCGCGGCGGCGGGUCCAGCCCAGCCCCGCCCGGCCGCUGUUGGGCAGUGGGACGCGGCGGGUGCGGAGAACGCGGCGGAGCGAGCGAGCCGGCGGGCGGGUGAGCGAGGACAAGGCCAUGGACAGCAAGAUCCAGCAGGUUCGCGACGCGUUCGCGUCCGGCCGGUCGCGCCCCCUGAGGUUCCGGCUGCAGCAGCUUGAGGCCCUGCGCAGGAUGGUGCAGGAGCGCGAGAAGGACAUCCUGGAGGCCAUCGCCGCCGACCUGUGCAAGAGUGAACUCAAUGCAUACAGUCAGGAGGUCAUUACCAUUCUUGGAGAACUUGAUCUCGUGCUGGAGAAUCUUCCUGAAUGGGUCGCUGCUAAGCCAGCUAAGAAGAAUCUGUUCACCAUGCUGGAUGAGGCCUACAUUCACUCAGAGCCCCUGGGAGUCGUACUGAUUAUCGGAGCCUGGAACUACCCUUUCGUUCUCACCAUUCAGCCUCUGAUAGGAGCCAUUGCGGCAGGAAAUGCUGUCAUUAUCAAGCCUUCUGAACUAUGUGAAAAAACAGCCACGGUCUUGGCCAAACUCCUGCCACAGUAUUUAGACCAGGACCUGUAUGUCGUUAUCAAUGGUGGCGUGGAGGAAACCACAGAGCUGCUGAAGCAGCGAUUUGACCACAUUCUCUAUACGGGAAGCACGGCGGUGGGAAAAAUCGUCAUGGAGGCCGCCGCCAAGCAUCUGACCCCUGUGACUCUUGAACUAGGAGGGAAGAGUCCGUGUUACGUGGACAGAGACUGUGACCUGGACGUCGCCUGCAGGCGCAUAGCAUGGGGGAAGUACAUGAAUUGUGGUCAGACCUGCAUUGCUCCUGACUACGUUCUCUGCGAACCAUCCCUCCAGAAUCAAAUUGUGCAGAAGAUUAAGGAAACCGUGAAGGAAUUUUAUGGAGAAAAUAUAAAAGAAUCCCCUGAUUACGAAAGGAUCAUCAAUCUUCGCCAUUUUAAGAGGAUACAGGGUUUGCUUGAAGGACAAAAGAUAGCCUUUGGUGGCGAGACUGACGAGGCCACACGCUAUAUAGCACCGACGAUCCUUACCGACGUCGAUCCCGAAACCAAGGUGAUGCAGGAAGAAAUUUUCGGACCAAUUCUUCCAAUAGUGCCUGUGCGGAAUGCCGAUGACGCCAUAAAGUUCAUAAACAACCGUGAAAAGCCUCUGGCUUUCUACAUCUUUUCUCAUAACGAGAAGCUCAUCAGACGGAUGAUUGACAGCACGUCCAGCGGUGGCGUCACGGCCAACGACGUCAUCAUGCACUUCACGCUCAGUUCUUUACCCUUUGGAGGAGUGGGUUCCAGUGGGAUGGGCGCUUACCACGGCAAACAUAGUUUUGAUACUUUCUCGCAUCAACGUCCCUGCUUACUGAAAACUUUAAAGAGGGAAGGUGCUAACAAGCUCAGGUACCCUCCCAACAGCCAGUCAAAGGUGGAUUGGGCCAAAUUUUUCCUCCUGAAACGCUUCAACAAAGGAAAGCUCGGUCUCCUGUUACUUGCUUUCCUGGGCAUCGUGGUGGCUGUGCUUGUCAAGAAAUACCAAGCUGUGCUGAGGAGAAAGGCCCUGUUGAUUUUUCUGGCAGUUCAGACUCUGUCGUCCAGUAAGCAGUGAUGAGAGCCGCAGAACUCAGGACCCAGCUCUGUCUGUUAAGAGUGAGGCGGGAUACUACUGAAGAAAGAUCCUGUUCAACCUCCUAGUUGCCUGUACUGAAUUAUGCCUCUCUUAAAUAGUUAACGAACCAGUCAUUUUAAAAUCCUGCCAAAAAUAGGAAGGAAAUACGCAAAUGCACCCUAAUCAAGCCUGCAAGUCAUUGCCACUCACCAUUAAUAAAACUUCCCGUUUCAUCUGACCCCCCCAGCCUUCCCCACUGUGGGGGUACACUCAGAGAACGUCUUUUUACGUUGUGUUCCUCAGCUUGUGGUGGGGGGCGGGGUGGGGGCGGAGAAGGUACUAGGCUGACUCCCAGGGAGAUGUAAAAGGAGUCUCUGAACCCGUUGAGUGACUUGUUACUCCAGUUCAUGGGACACAGGACCCCCCCACCCUCCCGCCUUCCGCCAUCACUCUGUGAAGCUUCCAGGGGGCUCCUCCCUGCCCGGGGUUAUCAACAGCCCUCUGCAGCCCGCAGAGGUGAGGAAAGAUCUUCCCAGCCCUCCUGUCAAACGUGCUGUCUGACCAGUGGUCUUCCUCCUUUCCCGUCCAUUCUCCACCCUCUCUUGUAUUUGGUUUGUGACAGUCUUUUGUGGCCAUCCGCAGAUGCCUUCUGUAACUAACGCCACGCAAGACUUCCCGCAGAUCCCAGGGCUUCCAGGGAAGACAGUUGCCAAUUUCCAUGCAAGUACCACCCAUCAUUCUUACUGGGCAGGAGUUGUAGAAUUCUGCAUCUUAUAAAACCUAACUGGCACUUUUAUUAUGCUGUAAUAAAAUUACUUACAACAACACUUAUUCUCAGGGGCGCCUGGGUGGCUCAGUCGGUUGGGCGUCUGCAGCACAGGUCACAAUUUCGCAGUUUGUGAGUUCGAGCCCCGUGUCGGGCCCUGUGCUGACAGCUCAGAGCCUGGAGCCUACUUUACAUUCUGUGUCUCCCUCUCUGUCCCUCCCCAACUCAUGCUCUCUCAAAAAUAAAUAAAUGUUGGGAAAAAAAAAGCAACUCUCAGGAUCUUAAAAGUUUCAAGUCAGUGGAUCUUCAAGGACAGAUCUUUUAAGUUUAUUUCUGUAGCACAAUGCAAAUAAAUUUCACUUUUUUAAACUUCAGAGAGAUCCCUUUUUGAAUAAAUUCAGCCUUCUGGACUUAACGUGGAAAGCCAUUUCCUGUCACGGGCCAGAGGCCUUGGAUAUUCUGGACUGUGGAGCUUGAGAGCCUCAGGGGGGCUGAUGGUGGAACAUUUGGAGAAAGGACUGUGUAAGCCACGGCGUCCCGCUGGAAGAGAAGGGGACAGAGGACACAGGAAGGGGAUCUCCUGAGCAUGGCUGAGACCUGAGGGACUUCAGCCAGGGUGGGAAGGAGCCCUGUGGAAUGCAGCCUCCCUGCCAAGCAUUGGUGACUCCUGGCUACGGUGCCUCCACCCUCCCUGCCCUCCCCCCACCCACACGUGAGAGAAUGUAAUUCACUUUAGAGAACGUGUAAUCAGCUGCCUUGAAUGAGUCUGUCCCAGGGAGGCUGUCUGAAGUUCACUGUCUUCAUCACAGGAUGCAGUGUCAAUCACUAGGCUAGUUUAAGAUGUCAGGAUAAUCGGUCACAAAAUACCUUAGACAAAAUUUCAAUACGGAGCUUUCGUUUAGCACAUUAAAUUGUGCCCUGUGAUUUCUAGUUACGCUAAAUCACUGGCUUGUCUGAUACUAUGUUCUGCUGCAAAAUAAAUACGUCGUAUUUGA